Molecule: messenger RNA, 2572 nt
Organism: Phyllopteryx taeniolatus (common seadragon)
Lineage: Eukaryota; Metazoa; Chordata; Actinopteri; Syngnathiformes; Syngnathidae
Gene: mppe1
Product: metallophosphoesterase 1
Exons: 8
Coding region: 234-1484 (416 amino acids)
Biological process (GO): GPI anchor biosynthetic process; endoplasmic reticulum to Golgi vesicle-mediated transport
Cellular component (GO): endoplasmic reticulum-Golgi intermediate compartment
Molecular function (GO): phosphoric diester hydrolase activity
Source: RefSeq, a predicted model, not a curated record
GAGCGCGGCUUGAUCGCUGGGCUCGACAGACUGCGCGUCUUCUCGCGUUUCGCUUUUGUUUUUCCUCUCAACUUGACCCGACAUCUUUUUCCGCCGCCAACAUGAGCCGCGUCGGGCCGGGGCCGUGAAGAAGAGGAGGAAGAAGGGCAGGAGGAGGAGGAGGAGAAGGAGGAGGAGGAGGAGGGGGAAAAAAUGCCUGAUGGGUCGCUCCAUCACGUCGUGAGGGGAGCGCGAUGCCCUGGUUCGGCGUCAGGUGGCUGCUCGCCGCCUUGCUGCUGCUGCUGCUGCUCGGCGGGGCCUUCUUCUUUUGCGAGUAUCUCAUCUACUUCCCAGUCAUCCUCAAGUGCGAAUGGCCCCGGGUGCGGGAGCAUGCGCGCGGCGGCGGUGGGGAGGCCAUCGACGGCCGGCCGCCGGACUCGCCGCCGGUCCGCGCCAUGGUUCUGUCCGACACGCACCUCCUGGGGGCCGUCGGCGGCCACUGGUUCGACAAGCUGAGGAGGGAAUGGCAGAUGGAGCGCGCUUUCCAGACCGCACUGUGGCUCCUCAGGCCCGAGGUGGUCUUCAUCCUGGGGGACAUCUUCGACGAGGGCAAGUGGAGCUCACACAAGAAUUGGGAGGAUGACGUGCGGCGCUUCAACAGGAUCUUUCGGCACUCCGGCGACACGGAGCUGGUGGUCCUGGUCGGGAAUCACGACAUCGGCUUCCAUUACGAGAUGGACUGGUUCAAGCUGCAGCGCUUUGAGAAGGUCUUCAACGCCUCCUCCACCAGGAUCGUCACCAAAAACGGAAUCAACUUCUUACUGGUGAACAGCGUGGCGCUGCAUGGUGACGGCUGCCCCAUCUGCCAGUCUGUGGAGAAGGAGCUCUUCAGACUCUCCAGGGGACUCAACUGUUCUCUGCAGGCAAGUCGGCAGCACGCACGCACAAACAAAACAAAACAAAUACAACAAAGCAAACUCAUGGUUUUGCAGAGUUCGGGGGACGGCUGCGAGGGAACGCAGAUGUAUCCUCCUACACCUCCCAUCAUGUUACAGCACUACCCGUUGUACAGAGUGAGCGAUGCGGGCUGCACGGGCACUGAUGCCGCGCCGGCCGGACAGCGACACCUUCUGUUCAGGGAGAAGUACGACGUGCUGUCCAAGGAGGCCUCCCAGAGGCUGCUGCAGUGGUUCAAGCCCCGCCUCAUCCUGAGCGGCCACACCCACAGUGGCUGCGAGGUCCUCCAUGACAACAAGUACCCAGAAGUCAGCGUACCGUCCUUCAACUGGAGGAACCGCAACAAUCCCAGUUUCAUCCUGGCGUCCGUGUCACCGGCCAGCUACGCGCUGUCCAAGUGUUUCUUACCGGAGGAGAGCACCGUCAUCAGCGUGUACUGCUCCGCCGGCGCGUGCCUGAUGCUGCUUGUCCUGGCGCACUGCUUGUGGAUGAAGGGCCUGCUGCAGUGCCUCAGCCUUUGCCUGCUGGGGAAGCACAAGCCUCUGUGAAAACUACAUUACCCAACACCCCCGGCGUCCAGAAGCCGGAAGUGGAGACGAGCAGUCACUCGGGAUACCGUUUUGAACGUGCCAAAAGAACUGUCUUGGUUGGUUUUACCUGAACAUUCCACGACACUAUGAAGUACGAAUAUUGUUCAAUUAUUAUUUUAAGUGCGUUUAAAUGACUCAAACUUGUGAUUAUUUAUGAAGUGGUGAGUGUAGCUUGUGCCCCCACCCAAAAAAAAAAAGUGGGUUCGUUUUACCCUUCACGUGAGCUUGCCAAGAGGUGGUGCUUUGUCAUUUUCAGGUAAUUAAAUCAUCCGGAAUGACCCAAUUCAACAAAACGAGCCACCACUGACAUUUAAGCACUUUGCCUUGUUUUUGGCAUCCAGAAACACAAGUUUAUUAUUAUUAUUAAAUGUCAAUGUUAAAUGUCAGACGUGCCAUGUAAUUCACUGUGAACUGAAAACUCACCGCUCAUCUCACAGUAUAUUGGUUUAUCGAGAGGUUUAUGAUCCCAUAGGUUGUUUUUUGUCGGUCACCUUCUGUGCCAAAUAUUUGAUGUUUUUUUUUGCCAAGUUGACAUUUCUUAUCAACUGUGCGUUAAUAAAUCACCAUCUUUAACACCCACGUGGAGUUUUGACAUUCGCACGGAAAUCAUGAUAUCAAACUCAUUUUAGUCUUCAAUGAAACCAAGGACAAUUGGCUCUUCAAAGAAUCCAAUCUAUGUGAUUUUGUAAACUUCAAAGACAAUUAGGGUCUUCAAGUAGCCUAAUGUAAACAAGACAAUUUACUGUGUUUAACGAACUUAUAACAUGAUUUGGUAUAGACAAUUUAAUAGAGGAAAUGACCAUUUUGCAAUGUAAGUUUAAAGACAUUAUUAAUCGAGGAAAUGAACAUUUUGCAAUGUAAGUAUGUUUAAAGACAUUAUCUCCCAAGCCCCUAAUGUAAGCAUUUGGUAAAAAAACAGACAACUUAGCGUCCUUAAAGAUAAUGUAGUCAGUAAAAAAUUUUGCAUCUUCAAGGGACCAUAAUCUUAAGGUUUUGUAAAAAUGAACUCAAGUUGAAGAACCUAAUGUGAUUUUAACCUGAUGUGU